Seminavis robusta is the source of this 4830-nucleotide messenger RNA. NCBI's taxonomy places the organism in Eukaryota, Bacillariophyta, Bacillariophyceae, Naviculales, Naviculaceae. The record is from the annotation of a GenBank genome assembly.
AUGAUUCCUGCCUCGGGAGCGGCAUCACUCUUAGAGGCGUUCCACUCGCGGCAACAAUACUGCGGGGUUUGCCAUGGCGCCCUGAUGAUCAAGGAUGGCAGGGACAAUGAUAACAAUGGUGCUAUCAUUCGCUCCAGUUCUUCGACUGAAAGCUUUCCACUUCCUUCUGCGGCAUCAGCCAUUGGAACGGUUCAUCCCUGUGGCCAUUUGUUCCACGUCUCGUGUUUUCACAACCACAACAACAAACUUUUGGCCGCUUCUUCGAAAACACGAAAGAAGCGCAGCAAAGGCAAUCCACAAGUAGAGAUAUUCGAGGAUACCAGUGCAGAAGGAGAUGACAGUGUAGAGCUCAAGAACUCUGAAGAAGACGACGACGACGACGACGAGUGCAAAAGGAAAGAAUGCCCUACCUGUGCAAAACAUGCCAGUCUCUUUGUCGAGAUGUCGUCAUCAACCGUUCACAACCUUAACCACAAGAACUUGCCUUCUCAAGAAAUCAUUGAUAACAUGGAAGUGGAUCGUAGCAACACGGAAGAAGAGGAAGAAGAAUCUGUUGAAGAUGAAUACCAAGACUCUGAAGAAGACGAUACCGAUGCAGAUACCGAUAUCAUGAACUACUAUUCCUUCACGUCAGUCGGCGAACAGGAAGACAAUCUAUAUGUCGACACUAUCAAUGUUACUGGAUUUCAUCCUCAUCAUCAUCAAAAUCAUCAUGAAAACCACAUUCCACAACAAUCAAUGAUACCGGUACAGGUGCAGGUGCAGGGCGGUGGAGCGCCGUCGGCCGGACAACCUCGAAUAAUGAAGACUGUUCAAUCGACCGCAUCAACGGAAUACUUCGACGUACAAAACAGCAAUAGUCUGCUGUCCAGCUUAAUGGCCAUGUCUACGACUUCUGUCGAUACCGGCAGCACUACAAGUGAUCACAUCCUCGACGACGAUCCUCCUCAUCAUAAUCAUCAUCACCAUGGCGUCAGUGGACAUAUCGGACCGGUGCAACUACAAUUCUUUGACUCUCGUGCCAUGCCCACGACGCCGGGUAUCAUGAUCACACCGGGAACUCAUGCAAGGCGAAAAGUCAACAAGAAGGUGCGAUUCUUUGACGAUAUGAUCAAUCUUCCGUCUCCAGUGUCGAUUGAUGUCGACGACGCUCGCAAUCCAGCAAGAAUCAUGAAAGCCCUGGCGGACGAAAGGGAUGACGAAGACGACGACGAGGACAAUUACGAUGAUGAGGAUGACCUUGUGUUUCUAACCGACGACGACGUACGCGAUGAGCCUAUUGUUUUGCCCCAGUCAGCCACUACACUACCUCUAGGCGGCCAACAACAAGAAGUGCAAACUCGGAACCCUCCUCGUGACCAAGACAACGAAGAGCACGACGAGGACAUUGACAGUACGAAUUUACCCUUAGCAAGCAUGACGGAAGACAGCCAAGAUGGGGUCCUAGAUUUGGCCAACGCACUGAGACUCCCGAGUAAUGACAGCAAAUCGCUCCUGUGGAACGUCAGCACGUACGAAGAAGAAACCUACAACGACGAAAAGGACCAGGACGAAACGACUCGGCUACGAAAAGAGAUCGACUCUCUACGCAACCAACUGAUACAAUCCGAGCAAGAAAAGGAAGAGCAAGUACAACGACUUGUGCAUCUCACUCGGACGCGGGAAUUCGAUGCUGUCGCAGAUCAGGCAAAACAAAUGCAAAAGCUCAAAAAGGAAAUUGAUGAGCUCAAGAAACAACAGAAGCAGGACCAACAAGAGAUAAUGUCUACCGAAGAGGAGCUUGCCAGCACGCAGGUACGGCUCGAGACAACCAUUGAUGACCAUCGGCAAGAGCAAGCAAAACUCCAGAAACAACUGGAAGACACCCAAGAAGAGUUGGAGCAAGUCAAGUACGAAGUGGAAUGCUGCCAACAGCAAGCAGCGGAACAGACCAAAGCAGCAGCCUCUGAGAAGCAAGCGCUUGAGGCAAGCCAAGAAGAAGCGUUGUACGACAUGAGACAACACCACGAAACCGAGGUGGCUGAGAUCCGAAAGGAGGUUGAAAGUGCAAAAGAAGAAUCAAAACACACAAAAUCACAGCUCGAAGCUUGUCAAAAUGAGCGCGAUGAGGUGCGUGGAGAACUGGAAAUGACAAAGGGAUUAGUAGAUGCUGCUCAGCAGAAGAUGGAAGAAUGCACCAAGAGCGCCGAAGACGAAAAGAUUGAUCUCCUGGCGAAGCAACAACAACAUGAACAGGAUCUGCGGGAAGAGCACAAGGCUGAAUUGGAUAGUUUGAACCAAAGACUCAGUGAGACUCGCGACGAGCUCGAAAAGGCAAAUUCAGAGAAUAAGACAUGCAGGGAACAGCUGGGUGAACUGACGAGGGAAGCCGCCGCUGAGAAAGAAGCCUUGAUCACCCUCCACACGGAAAGUGAAAUCCAGAAAGAUCUGGAGCAUGAGGCGCACGUCAAAGAAUGGCAAGAACGACUUGGACAGGCUGAAAAGAAGCUGGAAGAAGCCGUGCACCAGCUCAUCGAGGUCCAGGAGACGAUGGACCAACAAGCCAAGGCGUUUGAGGACGAGAAACAAGCUAUCAAUAUUGCACAAAAAAAGGGGCUUGCUGAACUGGAACAAAAUUCCAAUGAGAAACUGAACGCAGUCACUCAGCAACUGGAGCACGAGAAGAGCACGAAUGUGCAGCUUCAAGGUCAACUCCAGCAAGCUCAGGCAGACGCAGAACAGUCAUUCAUUGAGCUGAAAUCUGAACUUGAUAAUGAAAAGCAGCUGUCUCAGGAGCUAGAAUUCAAAGUAUCGCAAGUCCAGGCACAUGCUGAAUCUUACAGCAAUGAGCUCACCAGCAAGUUGGAUCUAUCCACUCAACACAACAAAGAACUCGACUCGGAGCUGGCGAACGCCAAAAAUGAAAUUGACUCAUCUAAAGAAGAAAUCAUUGCUCUCCGCCAGGCAAAUACUGAGCUUUCAGCACAAUUUGAACAAGCGCAAACCCAACUGCAAACGGCUGAAAUAGAGCUCCUGGUAGCCAACCAGUCCAAUUCAUACUUUCAGUCACAACUUGAGCAAGUCAAGACUGAACUACAGUCUUCUGAAGAUGAGCUGUUGGAAUCGAUUCAGUCCAACACAGAACUGGAGUCCGAGAAAAAGCAACAUGCUGAAUCUUUCGCAGAACUCAAGUCGCAGCUUGAUGAAGUGAGCAACCAACUCCGCUCAUCGGAAGAGAACCUUCUUGUGUCGAAUCAGUCGUACAAAGAACUGGAAUCAAAGCUUGAGGAAGCCAAGAAUCAGCUCUGCUCUUACGACGACAGGCUUCUGGUCUCCACGCAGACAGUCACUGAACUUGAGGUCCACCUUGAGGAAGUCAAGAACCAGCUACACGCUUCAGAGGACGAACAUGCUCAAUCCAUCAAAGAACUCGAAACUCAACUCGAGGAAGUCAGAAACCAGCUUCGAUCAUCGGAAGAUGAACUGAGACUAGAGCUAGCGGAACAAAGUGACAGGAAUAGAACACUCAGCUCUGACCUCCAGGAAGUGAAAGAGGAGCUGGAAGAUGAGAAGCAAAACAACGCAAAGCUCGAAGCUGAGCUGAGACUAGAGCUCGCGUUUCAAACCGACAGGAACGGAACACUCAACUCUGACCUUCUGGAAGUGAAAGAGGAGUUAGAAGAUGAGAAGCAAAACAACGCAAAGCUGGAAGCUGAGCUGAGACAAGAGCUAGCGGAACAAACCGACAGGAUUGGAACACUCCACUCUGACCUGCAGGGAGUGAAAGUCGAGUUGGAAGAUGAGAAGCAAAACAAUGCAAAGCUCGAAGCUGAGCUCAAGCUUGCCCACGGGCAGUUGGAGGAAGCUACAUCGAGGGAACCAGAACUUGAAACUCAGAAACAGAAGAAUGCAGAGCUUGAAUCUGAGCUCACGCGCACACUGAAGCUAUUGGAAGACUCCAGCGCCGAGUUACAGGAACUCGAGAGACUAAAGGAUGUCAACGCUGACCUUGAGUCUAGGCUUGAGGACACCCAAAACCGAUUCGAAAUCGCCAGCGCCGAGCUGCAAGAGAUUAGGUCCGUCAACCUUGAGGAAACGGAAGAAAUGAUGAUGGUCAAGACAGAACUGGAGGCCACAAGAAGGGACAUGGAAAUUCUGAUUUCGAACAUGCAGGAAUCCGAAAGGGAGCUAUUGAUGCAACGAAUGGAGCUCAACGCUGCCAAGCAAGCACUGGCUUCGUCCACCAAUGGACUAGACUUGGAACGAACGAGCACAAGCACCAGUCUAGGCAGUGUGAAUGGCGCGGACGACUUUGGCAGAGCUGAAGCACUCCAAGAAGAGCUCGUAUUUGUCAAGAAGGAGUUAGCAGCAAAGAAUGCCUUUAUUCGCGGCCAGCUCAGUAUUGCCAAGGGAAAGCUGAUUGAAUACGUCCGAACCAAAGAAGGAGAGUUGGAACACACCAAGAAGGAGCUGGCACAAACCAAGCAAGCUCUCAAAAACAAGAACGGUACGUUUGCGAAACAGCUUCAAAUAACGGAGCAAGAACUUCUAGAAUUGGCGUCCAUGAAAGAAACACUGUUGACAACCAUGAAUGAUCUGGCCGAGAAGAACAGUGUCAUUACAAAGGAGCUGGAAGACGCCAAGGACGAACUAGCUUUCUUAGCAGAAACGAAACGACAACUGAAGGGGACUGAGCAAGCUCUCUCUGCGACAAAUAUCAAGCUUUGGAGUACGUUUGCUGUAUUUGCAGUGUUUAUGGGCCACUGCGCAAAUACGAGGUUCUUCUCGAAGAACAAAGAGGAAGAAGACCAAAUGCACGAAGUUCCACAGCUUGAAUCAGAGUUUGAUUGA